CGGCCACGCUCGUGGCGUGCGCCUGCCUGCUGGCGCCCGUCUUCUGCCUCGGCUCCUACGGCAACCUCAUCGUCUUCUUGUCCUUCUUCGACCCGGCCCUCCGCAAGUUCAGGACCAACUUCGACUUCAUGGUCCUCAACCUCUCCUUCUGCGACCUGUUCCUCUGCGGCGUGGCCGCCCCCAUGUUCGCCUUCGUGCUCUUCUUCGGCUCAGCCAGGGGCGUCCCCGGCACCUUCUGCUUCGCCUUCCACCUCGCCGGCUCCGGCUUCAUCAUCAUGUCGCUCAAGACGGUGGCCGUGAUCGCCCUGCACCGGCUGCGCAUGGUGCUGGGCAAGCAGCCCCACCGCACGGCUUCCUUCCCCUGCACCCUGCUCCUCACRCUGCUCCUGUGGGCCACCAGCUUCACCCUGGCCACCCUGGCCACGCUCAAGACGCGCCGCUCACACCUCUGCCUCCCCAUGUCCAGCUUCGCCAGCGGCGACGGGCGCGUCGUCCUCUACCUCUACGUGCUUGACUUCAUCUGCUGCGUGGCGGUGGUGUCCGUCUCCUACGUCAUGAUCGCGCGGGCCCUGCGCAGGAACGCCCGCGUGAGGAAGUGUCCCCCCGCGGUGGUGGCAGCGGCAGCGGGUACCCCCCGGCCGCAGCCCUUCGCCGCGGCCGCCGGGCCUGCCCUGUACAGGAGCCAGGCACAGCCCCCGCGCACCCACGGCCGCGGGCAGCCCCCGCGGCUGCUGCCGGGCCCCGCCGCCGGGCUGCAGCUCCAGCUCGUGCCCGCCCUCAACCUGGCUGCKGCUAAGGACUCCCGGGCCGUGGUGACCUGCGUGGUCAUCGUGCUCUCUGUGCUGGUUUGCUGUCUCCCACUGGGCAUCUCCUUGGUGCAGGACACGCUCUCCAGCAGCGGGGGCUUCGUGCUCUACCAGUUUGAGCUGUGUGGGUUCACGCUCAUAUUUUUCAAGUCUGGGUUAAAUCCUUUCAUAUACUCGCGCAACAGUGCCGGGCUCCGAAGGCGAGUCCUCUGGUGCCUGCAGUACGUGGCCCUGGUGUUUUUCUGCUGCAAGCAGAAGACAAGGCUUCGAGCCAUGGGCAAAGGGAGCCUGGAGGUCAACAGGAAUAAGUCAUCCCACCACGAAACCAAUUCAGCUUAUGUGUUGUCCCCAAAACCCCAGAAAAAGUUUGUGGACCAGGCGUGCGGUCCCAGUCACUCCAAGGAGAGCGUGCUGAGCCCCAAGGGCUCUGCCGGGCCCCAGCACUACGCGCAGAGCAGCUCGACGCCCAUGAACACGCGCAUCGAGCCCUACUACAGCAUCUAUAACAGCAGCCCGUCCCCGGAGGUGAGCACCCCCAACAGCCUCCAGCCAGCGAGCUCGGCCUUCGCCUUCGCCAARUCCUACACUGCCCUGCAUUAUCACGCCACGAGCGACCUGCCGCGGGAGUGCCACGGUGCUCCCACCAAGCAGAUACCCRUGCCCUCCGUCUAACCUGGAGCUCGCCCGAGAAAAACCUGCCCAGUUAGUGGGUCCCCUUCUGUGCAUUUCUGAACGAUUAUUCUGAACUCAGAGCUGCGGUGUGGCCCUGCGGCUGCCAGUGGAAAAAUACCAUUAGUGUUAAUAUCCAGCUACUUGCAUUUGAAGUAAAUCCUAGGAUGUUGCUUCCGUGAUACUUUCUUGAAAGAGUGUGGCAAGUCCUAAAGGGCCUAUUUUAGAUUUGUUUUCAGAGUUGUAAUGUGAGAGCAUAAAAGCACGUGAUUCAUUUUGUCAUGAGGCAAACUCUCAGAGAAGGACCUAGUAGCUGGUACACUGUGGGCUUGCUACGUUUUCAAGAAAGAAAAAGGUGGAGGACACUAGGUAUUACGAUACUUAAAUUUAAACCAGUUUUCAUUGCAGGA
Nothoprocta perdicaria is the source of this 1885-nucleotide messenger RNA. It is a transcript of the gene GPR75, whose product is annotated as G protein-coupled receptor 75. NCBI's taxonomy places the organism in Eukaryota, Metazoa, Chordata, Aves, Tinamiformes, Tinamidae. Gene Ontology annotation, molecular function: C-C chemokine receptor activity. The record is from RefSeq and is a predicted model, not a curated record. The coding region runs from base 129 to 1478 and encodes 449 amino acids. Gene Ontology annotation, cellular component: membrane. Gene Ontology annotation, biological process: G protein-coupled receptor signaling pathway. The transcript has a single exon.